AUGUAUGACUGGCAAAUAAUUGCAACUUAUUAUUCAGGUGAAGAACUUCCAAGGUUGGACCACAAGGAUGAGCUUCCAUUACUCCAAGCCUUUAUACAAGAACUUUACCGCUGUAUGGCCCUUAUACCACUAGGUAUUCAACACCAAACUACGAAGAAUGUGGAUAUUUGUGGAUACUGUAUACCCAAAGAUACAGUGGUAUUUACGAACAUCCACGCUGUGCACCACGAUCCAAAUAUCUGGAAAAAUCCGAGCGAGUUCAACAUUUAUCGCCAUAUCGACGAAGAGGGAAAGUUCAUUCCUUCCAGAAAAGUGAUUCCGUUUGGAAUCGGAUGCAGAUCCUGUCUUGGUGAGAAGUUAGCAAGAAUUGAGAUUUUCCUCUUCCUUGCCAACAUCAUCAAAAGGUUCGAGGUCCGUCCUGAUCCUGAUAGCGAACCUCUUCUUCCAAUAGACGAUGGAAUCACUGGUUUUGGUUUUUUGCCCUUUCUCUUCAAAGCUGUGGUUCUUCCACGUACAAAUAAAGGAACUCAGUAA
This is a messenger RNA of Ciona intestinalis (vase tunicate), 534 nucleotides long. NCBI's taxonomy places the organism in Eukaryota, Metazoa, Chordata, Ascidiacea, Phlebobranchia, Cionidae. The record is from RefSeq and is a predicted model, not a curated record.